Orcinus orca (killer whale) is the source of this 11396-nucleotide messenger RNA. RefSeq names its product Ro60, Y RNA binding protein (gene RO60). Lineage: Eukaryota; Metazoa; Chordata; Mammalia; Artiodactyla; Delphinidae. Gene Ontology annotation, cellular component: ribonucleoprotein complex. The coding region runs from base 3093 to 4709 and encodes 538 amino acids. The transcript has 9 exons. The record is from RefSeq and is a predicted model, not a curated record. Gene Ontology annotation, molecular function: RNA binding.
UCACUUAAAUGCUUAUCUGUUUAAAUAACUUUCCAAAUAUAUUUCACCUAGCCAAUUUUUAAUUUUUUUUAAUAACAGAUUUUUGAGAUAGAAUUCACACAUCACAUUCAGUGGGUUUUAGUAUAUUCACAGAGUUGUGUAACCGUCACCACUAUCUAAUUUCAGAACAUUUUCAUCACCCCUAAAGAAACCCUUUACCACUUUGGAGAACAAUCUAACAGGUCCUCAAAAGGUUAAAUAUAGAGAUAUCAUAUGAUGCAACAUUUUACAUUCCACUAGCAGUAUAUGAAGGUUCUAAUUUCUCCAAAUCCUCGCCAACACUUAUUAUUGUCAUUUUGAUUAUUGCCAUUCUAGUAGGUGUGAAGUGGUAUCUCAUUGCAGUUUUGAUUUGCAUUUCCCUGAUGACCAAUGAUAUUCAGCAUCCAUUUUUGUGUUUGUUGGGCAUUUGUAUACCUUCUUUGAAGGCAUACCUAUAUAGGUUCUUUGCCUAUUUUUUAAUUGGGUUAUUUAUCAUUUUAUUAUUUAGUUGUGAGUUCUUUAUAUAUUAUAGACACAAAUUCCUUAUCAUAUGUAUGAUUUGCAACUAUUUUCUCACAUUCCAUGGGAUGUCUUUUUUGCUUGCUUUGUGGUGUCUUUUGGAACACAGUUUUAAAUUCUGAUGAAGUCCAGUCUAUCGUUUUUUUUCUUUUGUCACUUACAGCUUUGGUGUCUGUAUUUUGAGAUCAACUCAGUUCAGUUCCAGAGUUAGCAUCAGAUCCCCCAAGUGAAAGGGCAGGAUCCCAAACAGAUUGCCCUUACUUCAGACAACAGCUUCAAAUAAGGUCCCAGUCCACUCAACUAGGCUUCCCACAAUGUGCUCAGGGUCAGUAAUUCACUAGAAUGACUCAACUCCCUAAAAGCACCAUCCUUAUGAUUACAGUUUUAUUAUAAAGGAUGCAACUCAGGCAUAGCCAAAUGGAAGACCCGCUCAGGCCAAAAUCUGGAGGCAGUAGAGGGAUUCCUUCUGUUUGUAGAAUCCUGGCACAUCACAGUCCCAGCACAUCAGUGUUCACCAACUGGGAGUCUCUCCUGAACUUUUUUUUUUUUAAAGAUUUAUUUAUUAUUUAUUUAUUUUAUUUUAUUUAUUUUUGGCUGCAUCGGGUCUUAGUUGCAGCGUGUGGGAUCCUCAUUGAGGCACGCGGGAUCUUUCGUUGGGGCGCGUGGGCUCUUCAUUGUGGCGCUCAGACCUCUCUAGUUGUGGCAUGCGGGUUUUCUCUCUCUACUUGUGGCGUGCAGGUUCCAGAGCGAGUGGGCUCUGUAGUUUGCGGCACUCAGGCUCAGUAGUUGUGGCGCGCAGGCUUAGUUGCCCCGCGGCAUAAGGGAGCUUAGUUCCCUGACCAGGGAUCAAACCCAUGUCCCUUACAUUGCAAGGUGGAUUCUUUACCACUGGACCACCAGGGAAGUCCCUCCGCUGUACUUUGUUGUCCAGAGUUUGUAUGUGGGGUUUCAUGACUAGGCAUGAUUGAUUAAUUCAUUGACCCUGUGGUUGAGGUAAGUCACCUGCCUUUCUUCCCUCCUGGGAGGUUGAUCUGGCCUAAAGUUCCAACCUUCUAAUCAGAUGAUUGGUCUUUAUGGUGACCCCCAACUGGAAGCGAUCCAAAGACCCAGGAUGAGUCACCUCAUUAGCAUAACAAAGAUACUCCCAUCAAUCAGGAUAUUUCAAGUUUUUUUUAUUAACUCUUUAUAAAUUGAAUAAAAGAUUCUUUAAAUUCUAUAGUGCUUUACAGUUUUCAGAAGUUUCACACAUAUGAUUUCAUAUAGUCCCAUAAUAACCCUUUUUUUUAAGCCUCUACCCCUAUAUUUCCCCUUCCCUCUUCCUUCUCCCCACUGUAACCACUAGUUUGUUCUCUGUAUCUGUGAGUCCGCUUCUUUUUUGUUUUAUUCACCAGUCUGUUGUAUUUUUUAGAUUCUGCAUGUGAUACCAUACAGUAUUUGUCUUUCUCUGUCUGACUUAUUUCACUUAGCAUAAUGCCCUCCAAGUCUAUCCAUGUUGCUGCAAAUGGCAAAAUUUCGUUGUUUUUUAUAGCUGAGUAGUAUUCCAUUGUGUAUGCAUAUACCACAUCUUAUUUAUUCAUUCAUCUGUUGAUGGACACUAAGGUUGCUUCCAUACCUUGGCAAUUGUAAGUAACGCUGCUAUGAACAUUGGGUGCAUGUAUCUUUUUGAGUUAGUGUUUUUGUUUUUUUCAGAUAUAAACCCAAAGUGGUAUGUGAAGCCCUGUGAGAACCAUGGACAAAAAUCAGAUAUUCUUCUUUUUUUUUUUUAAUACAAUUUUUAAAGGUUACAAAUUAUUCAUUUAACAAAUAUGACUGAUAAGCAGGAAUAGCCAGGUUGAAGUAACACCAGAAAGAGUGUGUUUUGUUAAAUCUAAAGGAGAGGCCAGCAAUGUCAAAAAAUUUCUACUGGAAUUGGCAAUAAAUGUUAUCAAUCUUUGAGAAGGCUCUUAGCCUUUUUGGAUUGAAAGGCAGAGGUAAAUGCCAUAUUGAAAAGGGGGUACAAAUACAUAGAAAAAGCAACAUCCACUGCACCAGGAGUUUCAGCCUGUGCUGUACUCAGUCACUAUAAAUCAGUCCAUAAUGACUAAUGUAAUAUGAUCAUUUCGUCUCUGACACCACCUGAAGCCUAGGCCUGCGCUGACAUAAACUACUUUAUGUCAGCGCUUUAUUUGCAAUAUUGACACUGCUGUUUCCAGCACAAUUCAAAUCACUGUCCCCCUUAGUCACAUUCACAAUGUGAGGCUUUCUUCCCAGCACUUAUCUCUGCACCAUUGUGUGUUCCCCCCUCUGAGACCCAGUCUGUCAUUGCUCCCUAACUCACCCAAUUUACCCGCAUUGACUCCCUCAAACGGAUCAUUACCCAUAACCUUCACCCUUAGUGGAGGAGAUACCUCUUCUGCUGUCAAGGGCUAGUCUCAGCCUGGAUGCUCUGAAGCUUCUUUCAGGGAUCUCAUUCCCUCACUUAUGCCCUUUCUCUGCUGUCUUCACCUCUCCAAAUUGAAGUUUGAACCUCAACCUCAGUGUCCUCUCAUCUGAAAAGUUUCCUAGAAGACAAAAAAAUGGAGGAAUUGGUAAACCAAAUGCAGCCGCUGAAUGAGAAGCAGAUAGCCAAUUCUGAAGACGGAUAUGUGUGGCAAGUCACUGAUAUGAAUCGGCUGCAGCGGUUCUUGUGUUUUGGUUCUGAAGGUGGGACUUACUCUAUCAAAGAACAGAAGUUGGGCCUUGAGAAUGCUGAAGCUUUAAUUAGAUUGAUUGAAGAUGGCAGAGGAUGUGAAGUGAUACAGGAAAUAAAGUCAUUUAGUCAAGAAGGCAGAACUGCAAAGCAGGAGCCUAUGCUCUUUGCCCUCGCCAUUUGUUCCCAGUGUUCUGACAUAAGCACAAAACAAGCCGCUUUCAAAGCUGUUUCUGAAGUUUGUCUCAUUCCUACACAUCUCUUUACUUUUAUACAAUUUAAGAAAGAUCUAAAGGAAAGCAUGAAAUGUGGCAUGUGGGGUCGCGCCCUCCGGAAGGCCGUAGCAGACUGGUACAAUGAAAAAGGUGGCAUGGCCCUUGCCCUGGCCGUCACAAAAUAUAAACAAAGAAAUGGCUGGUCUCACAAAGAUCUGUUAAGAUUGUCGCAUCUUAAACCUUCCAGUGAAGGACUUGCUAUUGUUACCAAAUAUAUUACAAAGGGCUGGAAAGAGGUCCAUGAAAUGUAUAAAGAAAAAGCACUUUCUGUGGAGACUGAGAAAUUAUUAAAGUAUCUGGAGGCUGUAGAGAAAGUGAAGCGCACAAAAGAUGAACUGGAAGUCAUUCAUCUGAUAGAAGAGCACAGACUGGUUAGGGAGCAUCUCCUAACAAAUCACUUGAAGUCUAAAGAGGUAUGGAAGGCUUUGUUACAAGAAAUGCCUCUUACAGCAUUACUAAGGAAUCUUGGAAAGAUGACUGCUAAUUCAGUGCUUGAACCAGGAAACUCAGAAGUGUCUUUAGUAUGUGAAAAGCUGUGUAAUGAAAAACUGUUAAAAAAGGCUCGUAUACAUCCAUUUCAUGUUUUAAUUGCAUUAGAAACUUAUAAAACAGGUCAUGGGCUCAGAGGAAAACUGAAGUGGCGCCCUGAUGAAGAAAUUUUGCAAGCUUUGGAUGCCGCUUUUUACAAAACAUUUAAGACAGUUGAGCCAGCUGGAAAGCGUUUCUUACUGGCAAUUGAUGUCAGUGCUUCUAUGAACCAAAGAGUUUUGGGUAGUGUACUCAACGCUAGCACAGUAGCCGCAGCAAUGUGCAUGGUUGUCACACGAACAGAAAAAGAUUCUCAUAUAGUUGCUUUUUCAGAUGAAAUGGUACCAUGUCCAGUGACUACAGAUAUGACCUUACAACAGGUUUUAAUGGCUAUGAGCCAGAUCCCAGCAGGUGGAACUGAUUGCUCUCUUCCAAUGAUCUGGGCUCAAAACACAAAUACAGCUGCCGAUGUCUUCAUAGUAUUCACUGAUAACGAGACCUUUGCUGGACAUGUCCAUCCUGCCGUUGCUCUGAGGGAAUAUCGAAAGAAUAUGGAUAUUCCAGCCAAGUUGAUUGUCUGUGGAAUGACAUCAAAUGGUUUUACCAUUGCAGACCCAGAUGAUAGAGGCAUGUUGGAUAUGUGUGGCUUUGAUACUGGAGCUCUGGACGUGAUUCGAAGUUUCACAUUAGAUAGGAUUUAAUCAUACGCACCAGCACAGUCUAAGAGGUCCAUUGCCAUCAGUGAUCUUGCUAAUACACCGCUACUUCCCAGCUAAUCUUAAUCCAAUGAAAGACAGUAGGAUGAUGGUAUAGUAUGUGCAUAAUGGAAAGUUUACCUUACCAAAAAAAAGGAAGGAACAAUAAGAUGAGCCCAAAGUUCUUUCUGUCUACUAAACUAGCUCUUGGGAAAUAGCUUCAGAAUACACUGUAGCCCCCUCUAUCUAAUAGAGAACUUCUUGUUGAGAGGCUGUAAGAUAGUCAAACAGUUUUGCUUUGGCGAAUAAUCACAUUUGUACUUAAAAGAAGAGAGAGCCAGAAGUGUAAGUAGUUCCAUAUCAUGUCACUUAUUUGAGAAAUGCCUAAAGUUUUCUUAAAUGUUUUCAUUGGUAAAGGACAACUUUGAUAAUGUCCAAAUAUUCUGAAAUGCACUGGACCAUGUAACUGUGAUGGAAUAUGAAACUCAUUUGUAAACUUUUAUACCAAGGGGGUUAAAAAAACAAAAAAAAAAAAAGACAUUUGAUUAUGAAUGAGUUUUACAAAUUCCUUUAACAGUUUUCUACAGUCACAUAAAUAGCAGCUUUCUCAGUCAGUGAAAAAGAUAUUUUGUUUCUGUGGUUUAAUUUACACUUGUAGAAUUGUUACCAUUAACCAGAAACAUAAGGGAAACCCCUGAGAUCUGAAGUUUGUGUCAGCUAAGGAAGUCUAUUUUGGUUUGCUUUUGUUUGUUUAUUGCUGUGAGUGAGGGGGCAUGACUUGACAGUUUCCUCUGGCUUAUAACAACAUAGCCACAUGUAGGCACACUUUUUUUUUCAUUCUCUUAAAUGAAAACAGAUGUUUCAAGCAUUUAACUCCCCCCAUUCAUAAUCUGAAAGUAUGACAAUUAAAAUCUCAAACAUAGCCAGAUUAGCUUUUUCCUUACUUUAAAAAUAUUGUUUUAAUUACUUUUAUCUAUUUUUUUAGCCAAUUGUAAAUGGGUUUUAGAUAUUUCUAAUGGUAAACAUGUUAGUGGCCUCCUCUCUCUUUGUCCAUUAUUCAUCUGUGGCUUUGUCCAUUAUUCAUUUGUGACAAAACAUUCUUUUUUGAUAGUAUAAAAAAAUAAUAAAGCAAGGUAGGUCUUUCAGGUUUGAAAGGCAAUUUUUGUGUGGCAUAUUAUCACUAACCAGUCUGUAAGAAAUUAAUUUUUUCUAUUUUAUUUGUGUAUAUUAAACUUCCUAUUCAUUAUAAAGUGCACUAUUUUCUUGAGCAAGUAUCCCUCCUUUGUGGGGAGGUUUAACCUGUUGAACUGCCAGUAUAUUUGCUCAUAAUUAUAUCAUGGCUGUCUAAGAUAAUGUGCACAUAAAACUUCAGUUUUUAUGUAUUGUUCUUUAAAUGUAUUUAAAGAUUUACUGGGGAUUUAUAAAGCCCUUCUCAAUAUUAUAUGAAAAGUCAAACUAGUAAAUGUAAAUUAUACUUUCACGUGCUUGGGGGUUAGAGGUUUUAUGUUUUGGGGGGCAGAGGGACUUACGUAAUGUUAGAAUUUGUAUAUUUUCUUCUGUUUCAUGAGAAAUUUGGGCUCUGGGAGUAAUAAGACAAUGUUCCUUUCAAACUUAUUUGAUAAAUUAAUGCUGGCCUUGUCUGAUAUGUAGCUCUGCCUUCAAGGCCACUGGUAGCAAUUUGUAAAUAUUAUGAUUUACCUGAUUUUUUUGUCAGCAAAGCUAGUAGCACCAUUACCCCCCCAAAAAAAAAAAAAUACAUGGCUUGUGAUAUCUGUUUUUUAUCCUCUGUCAGGCAUUGGAUUUGACAUGUUAGCUACUUUUGAUACAUUAAAAUAUUAUGUUCAGAUUGAGUUUAAAGAACCUAACAGAAUUUUGUAAUAGUACUUGAAUUCUUUAAGUAAACCCAAAAUUUUUUUUUUUUUUUUUUUCCUUUUUUUUGCGGUACGCGGGCCUCUCACUGUUGUGGCCUCUCCCGUUGCGGAGCACAGGCUCCAGACGCGCAGGCUCAGCAGCCGUGGCUCAUGGGCCCAGCCUCUCCGCAGCAUGUGGGAUCCUCCCGGACCGGGGCACGAACCCGCGUCCCCUGCAUCGGCAGGUGGACUCUCAACCAUUGCGCCACCAGGGAAGCCCCAAAAUCUUCUUAAAUUAAAAAUUAUAACAUGAUCUAACUUUUUAUUCCUAAUAGAAAUGUUAAGUGGAAUAUAGUAUAAACGUUUAUUUCCUUCAGUUAAACACUGUUUCUAUAUUGUUUUUAGACAGAUAUGUUCAGGAACUAAUAUUAAAUCCAUCAGAAGUAAGAUUAGAUGUGACUUUUUUGAAGUCACAGAAAUAAGUCUAUUAAAUGGUAAGAUUUUAGAAAGAAAAAACUAAAAGCCACCACUGAAGGUAGCUUUAUUUUCAAAUCAUGGAGCUUUAGAAGCUGGAAGAAACCUUAGAAAUUUAAAAGGUAAUUGUUUGAGUUAGUUUAGGGAUCCAUGGUCUGAGAGAGUGUGACUUUGGAGCCCUAGAUCUAGAUCUAGAAACCUUGGUCUCUUCAUUCCCAUUCCAGUGUUCAUUUCCCGACAAAAUGGGAAGACAUUGACUUACAAGAGUAGGUGAUAAAAUAGAAUUAUUCAAGACUUUUAUCUUUUUAGGUAUUAGGAAAUAAUGUAUAUACAUGAUUGCUUUAGGAGUAGAAAAACAGAACUUGUGAACAUGUAUACUUCUGUAGUUCAUAGUAACCCUCAAGCACAAUUAAUGUCUUAAUAACCUGUAUUGCUAUAUAACAUAGUCAUAUAGAAAGAAUAAAAAAACUUUACCUCAUUAUGAAUAAAAUGUACUCAAGUGAUAAAGAAGUUUUAUUUUCUGAAUUACUUCUAGCAUUAUUGCUGAUUAGGAAAAUGUUGCUUCUAAAAAACAAUCCUAAGAAAAGUAAACUUUAUUUCCUAGAAAAUAUGUAAAUAUUUUCAGGAUAUAGUUGUAAUUAGUAAAACAAAAACUAAUCUUAUGAUCCUACCCUAUCCCUGUUAGUUGAAAUUUCUUGGAAAUUCCACUUAUUAACACUUAUGUAUUAUUUAGUUUAGUCAUCAUUUUAGGAAAUAUUGGUGAGGAAGACACUAGUGAAUGGGAUUUAGCGUUAUACCCUUCUGGAACCUCUUUUGCUUUAUCUAACUUACUGUGUGACUGUAGACAACCAGUUUAACCUAUGUGAUUCAAUUUUGCUAUCUUUAAAAAGUAACAUAUCUGAUGCUUGGCUCAUAGAAAAAUCAAUGAUUUUAUAUCUGUAUAAAACUUGAAAUUGGGAAGAAGGCUUGCAAAGAAAUUAGAACUUUUUAAAAAAAUUAAAAACACUUUUAAUAGGAUAUAUGUUUUGAAAGAUAAAAUGUUUUAGAAAAACAGCUCAGUAGGCUCAAUAAUUUUUUUAAACACUCCUGUUCUGAAUGGGAAAAUGUGGAAGAAAAAUUUUAACAGUAAAGGUAAUGACUAAAGAAAUCACUAUUCUCUGAAAAGAGAAAGGAAUAUAUUCUAUUAGCUAGAUCAAGAAAAACUAACUCAUACUCUAAAUGAGAAGAUGGUCUUACAAAAAUUUGCUUAAUGUUUUAAAAUAACAGGUAAAUCUACAAACGAUAGAAUAUCAGUUAAUCAGGAUUUUUUUAUGCAAAACAAUUUAAAAUUAUUUUGGAAAUUUAAGAUAGAAUUUCUGAAUAAAUUUGAGGAUCUGACAAUUAAGAAACAUCUGUGGAAGCACAGUAAAGCUACAUCUAAACAAUAAUUAAAGGGAAAUGGUUGUGAUCACUUAUUGGACUUACUUCAAUUUGACCUAAAGAUGAUAUACCCACAGAUCUCUCCAUAAGUCCCUUACAGUUAGUAAUCACAAAUGAAAAAUUCUAGUCUUGUAUACCACAGACUUGGGUGAUUCGUUAAGGCUAUAUCCCCUCUAGAGAAAUGUCAGAUAGCAUCAAUGUAAACAUGCACAAGGGAGAAUUAGAAAAAAGAUAAGUUAAACUAUUUCAUUAGUUGUAUUUACUGUAUGCAUUCAAUUUAGUAUAUAUCCCAGUUACUUGCUGCCUAGUCCAUUAUUUGUUGGAAGAUUCCUUCUAUACCUUUUUUUUUUUUCUUUUAAAAUUCCUUUCUUCUGACAUUUUGGUCUUCUGUUUGCUUUUCUAGUCCUGCUGUACCUGAGUAAUAAAAUAAAUGACAGGAAAGUCACCCAUAUUUAGGUUUGGGAUACAUCUUGCAGAUUGCUUUUUGUUCCAUAUAGAUUUAAGGUCAUAUUGUUUUCAAAUUAAUAAUGGGCAGGUCUCCUGGAACAAUAAUUGAAUUGAUAAUUAUCUCCCCAAAUCAAGUUAUAUUGUAUACCUUUUAUAUUAGAUGUUUGCAGAAAUGUUUGCAGUUAUUCAGCCUUUGUUUGCAAUUAUAGAUGUACCUAGCUCUUAGAAAAAGCACUCUUUGAAAAAUAAUUAAGUGAAUACUCUUUCAGAAAAUAGCAUGUCUCAGUGCUCAUAUUUCCAUAAUUAUAAAGACUACCCACAAAAUCUUUGUCUACCAAAUACUUCACAGAGCUUAUAUAUACAUGGCUUGUAGCAUAAAAGGUCUUGUAAAUGACAUGUAUCCACAUUCAACAUUUUUUUAAUUGGUUAGUGUUUUAUUUGCUUUUGAAAAAUUAUUAUGAAGUUAAUUUAAAAAUUCUGUGGUAAUAUUUUUCAUGUAGAAAACUAAUAAUGUUGUUAAACUUACUGUCUGAAUAGAACUAUAAUAAAUGACACAUUUUCCUAAACCCUGAAAAUACCAAAUUAUAUAGGAAAUUGGUAGAAAGAAACAUAAACUUAGGAGUUAUGUUGCAAAAUUCAGUUACUAAAAUUAAGGUGAUUAUUUUCAAUGAGAAUUAAUUUUGUAAAUACAAUGAAAAGAUAUAAAAGAUGUUUCUGAGCCUAAGGAGAUUUUUCCCUUUGCUUCUAUUUAAUUUAGCACCACCAUGUGUCAUAUUAAUUUUAUGAACACAAGUGAUAAUAUACUUCAUUUUAAAAUAUAUUUAAAUUUCUUUGCUUUUAGAAGUUACCAGAAUCUGUUCUUGAACAAAAGAAAUAGUAAGUUAGCUACACUUCGCUGGCUUCACUUAAUGAAUACUUGGAUUGUUAAGUGUAGUAAAUGAGGUUAAAGUCUUCUAUAUAUCAUUACCACAUAAUUGAUGGAAAUUAUAUCAAUACAAUCAUUGUAUUGAAACUUCUGUUUAAAUUCCUUAUUAGGCUUUAUUUGCAAUGUAAACUGUUUAGAAUCCAUAGAUAGCCAAAUUAAACAUAUUAUACAAUUAAUGAACAGUAACCAAGAAAAAGUGUUUUUGUUCACUAUUAUUCUAAAGAUGGACUGCUUGCAGUUCGGUAUGGUGUGACUAGACAACUUGUAAUGCAUUUGAGUUAUAUUUUCUUCCUUUUAUUGCCAGCUUCUGAUAAUGAAGAAAUUCUCCAAGAGAUGAGAUAUAUAAAAUCAUCUUUUUUAAAAAAAAACUGAAUGGGGAAGAGGUAUUAUAAUCUAGUUCUAAACUGUCCAUUUGCUUUAUAUAAAGGCUUUGAUUUUCAUAUUUGACCACUCAAUAAAUAUUUAAAUUAUACAGACUAAUGGCUGCAUAGAAUAGAAUUUAAGUAUGCAAGAGCCUUAAAGUGAAAAAAAAUGAGCCUUCUGACUGCCUUAAAAUAUGACUAGCUCUCCAACACAGGCAUACGUACUUUGCAUAGGGUCUGUUCAUUAAGUAAUGCCUUAAUAGUGUCAGUGUUUCUGAAGUAUAGAACUCGAAAGGUCUUUUACAGCUUUCUCUUUUACAUAAAGAAUGGAAAUUUAAUUAUUAAGUUUUAAAACCUGAUUGUACAUUAGCUGUUUAAGCACCCAUUAACAGGAUAAUCUAGGGACACUGAUGUGUUAUACAUACAUGACUGUUAACAUCAGUAAUAUUUUGUGGUAGUUUAAGGUUUUUUAUUGUUUUGUAUAACAAAUUAUCCAGGAAGCUGGACUCUGUAACUGAUCUCCAAGGACCAAGUUGCAUAUUUAAACACUCUGAAUGAAAAAUACAGUUGUACAGUUCCAAAAAUGAUUAAUUUUUUAAGGGAAUUUUUCAAGACAAAAGGCAAAUAUUUUGUUUCAAGCCUACCAGCAAAUUCAUUCAAAGAAGUGAAUAUAGUUGUAAGACAUUGUGACUAUUGCAAUAAAAAGUAUCCAGGCCAGUGAUGUUUAAUUACAUUCACAUUUUUACAUUCACUUUGCCUUUCAAAGCAGGAAUAUUUUAUAAAAAUGAGAGAAAACUUUAAAUUGUCAAGCUGGUGCUUAAAAGUAUAUAAAGUUCAAUUUAUAACAAGUUCCAUUUCAAAGAAAAAGGACACUGAAAGGAGGGGCAGGGGGUUUCCUAGGUCUGUUGUUGAUCAACUCACUGAUAACUUUGUUGAGUCUUCCAAGUUUUCACUGUAAAUAACAUACCUAGCAAUGUAAUUCUGCUGUUUUCUGAUAGAAAAUGGAUGAAAUACUAAUGUAUGAAAUUUAUUUCAUGACAAAACAGUUUUCACCAAUACUGUGAAAUCUGGACUCUCCUUUCUAGCCCUGCAAAACCCCAUACUGGAUAAAUCAUUUUAGACAUGGAGUGCAGGUGGGCACAAUGUGAACUGUUUCUGGUCACUUGUAUUAUUGUAAAAAUUGAUAGAUGUACCAAAUAAACUCUAUGCACAUCAA